AUGGACACGUCCGCACCCCAGCAGCAGCAGCCUCCGACAGCAUCCGCCGAGACUCCGAAUGUGUGCAGCGGAGAGAUUGAUUGUGUCCUGAGACAGAGGCGGAAACGGCAUGAGUCUAGGUCUUGUAUCCCGUGCAAGCGUCGCAAGGUACGGUGUGAUAGCCAAACACCUUGCGCAACUUGCCAGAAACGUGGACAUACUGAGAUCUGCGUAUACGAAGCUCCUAGGUCUUCUAGACGCACGGCUCCAGUGCAGACAAGUCCGCAUAACGAAGGGACACCUGGGAAUCCAGCGAGACCAGACAGUGAUGCAAGUGCAUUGAGAGUUCCUUACUCGGUAUACCAUGAAGAGGGCAACCGACAAUCGAGCCCAUCACAAGAUUAUUCAAUUGCAUCCAUCGCGGGAGAAAAGGCGCAGAAGCAGACUGAUGCAGAAGAACUGGCACGAGAUGUAGGGUAUGUAUUGGGGCUACAAAACAGCCUCACAUCGUACCCGUUUAUGGACCACCUUGCAUCACCCAAUGAGCGUUGGUGUGAGUUGCUAAAUAUAAUCCCACGUCGCCAAGAGAUCUUGUCUUUAUUCCCAAUCUUUCGAAUGCGAGUAUUUCCUUUCAAUCCUCUACUCGUUGACAUGGACAAGUUCGAAUUGGAUAUGCACGGCUACUUGCGAGCCUACACUGCGGGCGAGUUUAAAUCCACACCUAUUUCAAACGAUUGGGGGAAAGAGAGAGCAAUCGGCUUUAUCAGCUUGAUUCUUGCCGUUCUCUCCUCUGCCGCACAUUACUCAGAUCUCACUGGAUCCGAGAGAUCUCGCACCUGUUAUGACCUUGCCAGAAGGUCUUUCCAGGCGUUACGACUGGCAAACUUCUUUUUCCGUCCAACCUUGGAGGUUGUUCAGACAAUAUUAGUCUUGGGCAACAUGCUUCAAAACACGGGACAGUCUGAUGCAGCUUGGGCAUGGCUCGGUACCACGGCUCGCCUAGCUCAAACUCUCCACUAUCAUGCCCAAGGGAGUAGGACGAACCUCCCAGAAAUAGUCAAGAUUCAAGCGAGGACUUGUUGGUCAAACAUCAUAUGGCAGGAUACUCUGCUCAGUAUGUGCCACGCGCGGCGCCCACUAACAAUGAUAAAUGUUCCCGGGCAGGAUUUGGGCUGUCAAGACUCGGAACUUACGUAUCACGGCUUCAUGCGUGCAAUUUGUCGAAUCUCCACGACAGUGCUUAAUAACGAUUCAUGUUAUGUUGCCAGCGUCACAAUAGACAUGCUCGAGCAGCUUGACUCGCUGCACCACAAAACGAAACCCUAUUUGCAAGACCCCGAUCGAUGCAAAUCGAGCCUUGAACACCUCCAGCAUCUAGCAUUAAAGAUGCACAAGUCCUUCUUGGUCACGUUUCUAUGUCGACCAGAAAUUCGAAAUGCCAUUCGCUCGUCGAAUCGAUCGCCGGAAGUACUCUCGGAACAGCAGCUGCGCAUCCGUGGGCGUGCUGAAGAGAACCUCUUUGAAGCAAUCAAGACGUUCCUCGAGUUUAGGGCAGUAAGUGCGGUACCACUGCGGAGCUGGUCGAUGGUGCACGCCGCACUGAGUUCCGUGCUACUUCUGUGCAUAUGGGAAGAGACAAGGGUCAAGCCUGAGUGUCGAUGUCUGAGGGAGAAGGUAAUUGAGGCAUUCUCGUCGCCGGAAUUCAAUGUCGCCGGCGACCCAGCCUCUGCAGACGAGAACAGCCAGUGGUUGUCACCUAGGCAUCUCAACGCACUGGUGACUCUCAAGGAUGCAUUUACUACUGAUGAAUCCGGUUUGCGAGUUGACCAUAAUGCUAUGCCGGGUUGGAACAACGCGGACCUCGUGGGACAAUCUGGAUUCAUACCGGGCAUUAUUGAUGCUUGGGACCCUUUCGCUGAGUAUGCAUUGAGUGAUUUUAAUCCGAGCGUUCCUUGUGACCCAGGAGCGACAAAUAUGGAGUUGCCAGUCAUGGACCCAUCUCCUACGAACUACCUCGACUUCAUUAUGAGAGGCUAG
Messenger RNA from Fusarium fujikuroi IMI 58289, 2016 nucleotides. RefSeq lists its product as uncharacterized. The transcript is spliced from 4 exons. Gene Ontology annotation, molecular function: zinc ion binding; DNA-binding transcription factor activity, RNA polymerase II-specific; carboxy-lyase activity. Lineage: Eukaryota; Fungi; Ascomycota; Sordariomycetes; Hypocreales; Nectriaceae. Gene Ontology annotation, biological process: DNA-templated transcription; regulation of DNA-templated transcription. The record is from RefSeq and is a predicted model, not a curated record. Bases 1 to 2016 code for a protein of 671 amino acids.